Molecule: messenger RNA, 444 nt
Organism: Trichoderma reesei QM6a
Lineage: Eukaryota; Fungi; Ascomycota; Sordariomycetes; Hypocreales; Hypocreaceae
Exons: 3
Coding region: 1-444 (147 amino acids)
Source: RefSeq, a predicted model, not a curated record
AUGACCGGGCAAGGGAACAGAGUCGGGCCCUUGCUCCGCGGCUCACUUGUCCCAUUCAGUCACAACACUCCGACCUUGUCCGAACCAGUCGAAGCGGUGGAUCGCUCCGCUAACCGACGGGAAAGCGCCGAUGCUAGCUCCAGGACCCAAUGGACGCACAGUCCAGCUCGGACUCGUGUGAAGAAAUCUAUCGACUUGCUGGAGUCAUGGACCCAGGGAUGGUGUUGGGCUGUGGCAAGACGAGCGACAACGGACGUGCCGCAACAAUGGGGACCAGGUCGCAUGCGUGCUCCUGAUCCGGUGAUGUCACCGAAGCGGGAGCUGAUCGACUGCGCAUUUGACGUCGGCCGUGAUGCAUCUGGAGGUGGGAGAGCAAAAGGCACAGAUGGUUGCGAUUGCGAGAAGCGAAAGCCGCAGCGUAUAUUAGCCUAUAUAACUUAUUAA